UGAAGUUAUCACACUCAAUGCGCCUACUGGGUCGCCUCGCAGCUCAAACCGGUCCUGAGCCUACAACGCUUAUAUUCACAGCACCGUACAAGCCUGGUAGACACAUUCCGUGCCAGUCUUCGAUUGUCCACCACUUCCAGCAGCAUUUCGCAGGUCUGAGAGACGCAAGGCCAUGUCGUCACGAAGAUCCGCGCGGCUCAUCGCUGCUUCAGAGGUCAAAGCCUCCCCAGCGGCAGCGGCAAGAUUAGCUGCUGCGAUGCCACCACCACCUGCAGCGGCCAAAUCACGGAAAAGAAAGGCGAGCGCUGUUGAUGAAUCUCAAGCAAAUCAGACAGGAAGAAUACCAAAUGCAGUGGCCUCAGAACCGCCCACGACGCCCCAGAAACGUCGGGCGACAAAGGUACCACCGCCGGUCACGCCCCCUCCUCCUCCGGCAACACCAACGCCAGAUGCUGCAAAGCUACUAGGUGAGCCACGAGUCAAUGGCACAACUCCGCUCGUGGCCAGGUCCAAAGCCGUCAACCGUCUGGCCAACCCACGCGGUACAAAUGCACAGCUGCUGUCCCCAGAGACCUCGAGGCUUGUGACUCCCAGUUCAGCGAGUCUACCCGAGUCACCGACCAAGCUGUCCCAGGAGCUGUCCAGCGCGACGAAUGGUCUCGUCGGCAGUCCAUCGAGGGCAACAACCACCGCCAACAUCCUCGAGGAAGCAUGCGCUCAUCUCAUCAAAAUAGACGCGCGCAUGAAGCCACUCAUCGAGAAACACCACUGCCGGGUGUUCUCGCCCGAGGGUCUGGCCGAGAGAAUCGACCCGUUCGAGUCCCUUUGCAGCGGGAUCAUAUCCCAGCAGGUCUCGGGCGCAGCCGCCAAGGCUAUCAAGAAGCGCUUUGUCGAGCUCUUCUAUCCUCCGCAGGAGGAAGGACAGCAGACACCGGACUCAACGCCCGCCAGACAGCGGUCAUUCCCGCAUCCUUCCGACGUCACAGCCGCAAGCAUUGAGCGUCUUCGCUCUGCUGGCCUGUCCCAGCGCAAAGCAGAGUACGUGCAGGGUCUUGCCCAGAAGUUUGCCAGCGGAGAGCUGAGCGCUCAGAUGCUUGUCGACGCACCGUACGAGGAGAUGUUCGAAAAGCUCAUCGCUGUCCGCGGGUUGGGAAAAUGGUCUGUCGAGAUGUUUGCAUGCUUUGCGCUCAAGCGGAUGGACGUUUUCUCGCUCGGCGACCUUGGCAUCCAGCGUGGCAUGGCGGCGUUCGUCGGGCGGGAUGUGGCCAAGCUCAAGAACAAAGGCGGCAAGUGGAAGUACAUGUCUGAACAGGACAUGGUUGAGAUGAGCGAUCGCUUCAAGCCAUAUCGCAGCGUCUUCAUGUGGUAUAUGUGGAGGGUCGAGGAGACGGAUGUUAGCACGAUGGAGUGAGCCCUUCCGACCGCUACUCGGUAUGAUUAAUGCAAUCUGCCCU
Messenger RNA from Microdochium trichocladiopsis, 1454 nucleotides. RefSeq names its product DNA glycosylase. Gene Ontology annotation, biological process: DNA alkylation repair; base-excision repair; base-excision repair, AP site formation. The record is from RefSeq and is a predicted model, not a curated record. Gene Ontology annotation, molecular function: DNA-3-methyladenine glycosylase activity; DNA-7-methylguanine glycosylase activity; alkylated DNA binding. Lineage: Eukaryota; Fungi; Ascomycota; Sordariomycetes; Xylariales; Microdochiaceae. The coding region runs from base 173 to 1411 and encodes 412 amino acids. Gene Ontology annotation, cellular component: protein-DNA complex; nucleus. The transcript has 2 exons.